Molecule: messenger RNA, 2376 nt
Organism: Triplophysa dalaica
Lineage: Eukaryota; Metazoa; Chordata; Actinopteri; Cypriniformes; Nemacheilidae
Gene: gnai1
Product: guanine nucleotide binding protein (G protein), alpha inhibiting activity polypeptide 1
Exons: 9
Coding region: 302-1366 (354 amino acids)
Biological process (GO): adenylate cyclase-modulating G protein-coupled receptor signaling pathway
Cellular component (GO): heterotrimeric G-protein complex
Molecular function (GO): GTPase activity; G protein-coupled serotonin receptor binding; G-protein beta/gamma-subunit complex binding
Source: RefSeq, a predicted model, not a curated record
GCAUGCGAACAGGAAGCAGCGCGAUCCCGCGAAUACAGAGGCGCUGGGCGAGCGGAUCAUUACGCCGUUACGCUUCUUUUUAAUCGUUCAAGUGUCCUCGUGCGAAAUAACGAAAGCUAAAGGAAUAAUUCGAUAAAGUAGGUCGAGAAGCGAACCACAUCUUCUGCGUGUUCGUUUUUAAACACCCGUUUUUUGCGCUCGGCCGUUUUUUUAACAGAAGGGCGUGUGGUUUUCCGGAGAAGGAGCUGGUGCAUGUUGAAUAUCGUUUUUUGUAUUUGACUGAUAUCGGAACGUCGCAAGGAUGGGCUGUACGUUAAGCACUGAGGAUAAAGCGGCGGUGGAGAGGAGUAAAAUGAUCGACAGAAACCUGAGAGAUGACGGAGAAAAAGCGGCAAGAGAGGUCAAACUACUGCUGCUCGGUGCUGGGGAGUCUGGGAAAAGUACAAUAGUCAAACAAAUGAAAAUCAUCCAUGAGGCGGGGUACUCGGAGGAAGAGUGCAAACAGUACAAAGCUGUGGUCUACAGCAACACUAUCCAGUCUAUCAUCGCCAUCAUAAGGGCCAUGGGCCGACUUAAGAUCGACUUUGGCGAUGCGGCGCGAGCGGAUGAUGCGAGACAGUUGUUUGUCUUGGCGGGCAGUGCCGAGGAGGGUUUUAUGACGGCAGAGCUGGCUGGAGUGAUAAAGCGUUUGUGGAAAGAUGGAGGAGUACAAGCCUGCUUCAGCCGAUCCAGAGAGUACCAGCUCAACGACUCAGCUGCAUACUACCUGAAUGAUUUGGACCGAAUAUCGCAGGCCACCUAUAUACCCACUCAACAGGAUGUGCUGCGAACCAGAGUCAAAACCACAGGCAUCGUGGAGACGCAUUUCACAUUCAAAGACCUGCAUUUCAAGAUGUUUGAUGUUGGGGGUCAAAGGUCAGAGCGAAAGAAAUGGAUCCACUGUUUCGAAGGCGUGACUGCCAUUAUCUUCUGCGUGGCACUGAGCGACUAUGACCUGGUUCUGGCUGAAGAUGAGGAGAUGAACCGUAUGCAUGAGAGCAUGAAGCUGUUCGACAGCAUCUGUAACAACAAAUGGUUCACGGACACCUCUAUCAUCCUGUUCCUGAAUAAGAAGGAUCUGUUUGAGGAGAAGAUCAAGAAGAGUCCGCUUACCAUCUGCUACCCAGAAUACGCAGGGUCAAAUACGUACGAGGAGGCAGCCGCCUACAUUCAGUGUCAGUUCGAGGAUCUGAACAAGCGGAAAGACACCAAGGAGAUCUACACCCACUUCACCUGCGCCACUGACACCAAGAACGUUCAGUUCGUGUUCGACGCAGUAACUGACGUCAUCAUCAAAAACAAUCUAAAGGACUGCGGACUGUUCUAGGAGCUGGCCUGUAUCUGGAAUCGAUGCCAGUUUUGAUGUGCAUUUUUUGGAGAAACAAGACUAAGUAUGGAGAAAAUUGGUCCUGGACCAGUGCUGUACAUUACGCCACUUUUGUCAGCUUUAUUUAUGGUUUUUCGUCUUUGGAAAUUUUAAAAAGUAGCAUUCAAAAAUGAAUUGUGUCGAAUAUACGUACCGUCGUUGCUGUCACGGCCAUGUUGUUUUAUUUUCCCCCUGAUGCAAGUUUGUUUGUUUUUAACGAGGGAUUUCUUUUAUUUUUUCGCAUCGGAGACGUCUCCUCAACUUGUAUUGUUACAUAAUUUUUGCGGUUGUUGCUACGGGAGAGAGGAAGAUUGUGCUACUCAGUCCGGUUUGUUGAUUCUCGUGCCUUCGCAUGCGUUUCUGCAGUGUUUGUCCAUUUGCUUGGGUUUGCCUGCUGAAUAUCUUUCCGACGUCAAAAAAAUGUCAAGUUUCAUGCUGGAUGUUACUAAUCUCCCAGAGAGCACAAAUCCUCAUAGGCAUAGAACGUGAGCGUGUGUAAAUGAGAGAAUGCGUCUAUCUGUCGUUUGCGUAUGUGUUUAUAGAUAAUAGGCCGGCGUAGAGAAAGCUAAUGGUUAAUACGGUGAGGGUUGGGCCAAACCACCAGGUCUCCAUGGCAACUAGAGAUGAAGACGAGUACUUUUCAGCUGUCAGACGCCGAGACAUUCCGCAUGCAGGACAUGGAAUCCGUCGCUAAAGCACCUGUCAUCAAACGCUGGCCGCCAUUUUAACGGCUUACCGCUCAGAAAAUGACACGUUGUUGAGGAAUGUCAUUGACGAGAUGUAUGGACUGGGAAAGGUUUCGUAAUUUUACAGAGAAACAAUACGGAAAUAUCUGCAAACAGACGUUAAAGGCGAUGCUGUUGAUUGAUUAUAAGAAAAACUGCCACCUCUGUCUGUCUGUUCUCCAUAUUGGGGGAACAUUUGUACACUCAUUUCCCUUAUUUUGCUAAUAAAAAGCAUUUACUUCCUGA